AGUGCCCUUGCAGCCUGGCUGUGGGGUGGGGUAGGGCCGCUAGGGUCACGUGGAAUUGGGCUCAGUGGGAGGAAGCCAGGCUGGUGCAGACGGCUGCGGAUGCUGGGGCUGGCCAGGAAAUCAAGGGUCACCUGCGCCAUGGACUCACCGGCCCCGAGCCAGCUCUGCCAAGCCCAGUCCUCGGCCCCCUCUCUGCUGACCUCCUACCGCUGGCACCAGGGGGGCAGCGGGGAGAAGGCGGCCGGAGGCUUCCGCUGGGGCCGCCUGGCCGGCUGGGGAAGAGCGCUGAGCCACCAGGAGCCCAUGGUGAGCAGCCAGCCGGCCCCCCGGUCGCUGUUCCGCCGGGUGCUCUCCGCACCCCCCAAAGAAUCCCGGAGCGGUCGUCUGCGGCUCUCCAAGCCCCUCUGGAGUCGUUCCAAGAGCACAGCCCCGGAGCCGGAGCCCGAGCCAGAGCCGGAGGCCUCAGAGCCAGAGCUGGAGCCGGAGCCGCUGGGCCCCCAGAUCCCCGAGGCCCCCACCCCGGAUGUGCCUGUCUGGGACAUCGGGGGCUUCACCCUGCUGGAUGGAAAGCUGGUGCACAUUAGAAGUGAAGAGGAGGGUCCUCGACGACCCCGGGCGGGGAGCGCUAGCUCGGGAGGCAGCAUACAAGCAGCUGUGGGAAAUCUCAGGGACCCAGAUCGAACCCCUGGAAAGACCGAGCCAGAGGCCGCUGGCUCCAGCCAGGUCCACAAUGUUCGGGGCUUGCUCAAGAGACUGAAGGAGAAGAAAAAAUCCAGGUCGGACCUGGGAGCCAGCGUCCCCCGGGAUGGGUCCCCCAGCACUCUGGGCUCUAGAGAAUCGUUGGUCACCAUCUCCGAGCUGGACCUCGAUGCGGAGCGGGACGUGCGGGUCUGGCCGCUGCACCCCAGUCUCCUGGGGGAGCCCCACUGCUUCCAGGUGACGUGGGUGGGUGGGAGCCGAUGCUUCUCCUGUCGCUCGGCGGCUGAGAGAGAUCGCUGGAUCGAGGACCUUCGUCGCCACUUCCAGCCGAGCCAGGAUACCGCCGAGCGCGAGGAGACGUGGCUGAGCGUGUGGGUGCACGAGGCCAAGGGGCUGCCCCGGCCGGCGGGGGCGCAGGGCGUGCGCGCCGAGCUCUGGCUGGACGGCUCGCUGCUGGCGCGCACGGCUGCGCGCUCCGGCCCGGGCCCGCUCUUCUGGGCCGAGCGCUUCCACUUCGAAGCGCUGCCGCCCGCCCGGCGCCUGUCGCUGCGGCUGCGCGGAGCCGGCCCGGCGGGCACAGCCCUGGGCCGCGCGGCGCUGGCGCUGGAGGAGGUGAGCGCCCCCCGCGCGCCCCCCGCCGGCCUGGAGCGCUGGUUCCCGCUGCGCGGGGCGCCGGCCGGGGCGGCGCUGCGGGCGCGGGUGCGGGCGCGCCGCCUGCGCGUGCUGCGGUCCGAGCGCUACAAGGAGCUGGCGGAGUUCCUGACCUUCCACUACGCGCGCCUGUGCGGGGCACUGGAGCCCGCGCUGCCCGCCCAGGCCAAGGAGGAGCUGGCGGCCGUCAUGGUGCGCGUGCUGCGGGCCACCGGCCGGGCGCAGGCAUUGGUGACGGAUCUGGGCACCGCGGAGCUGGCGCGGUGUGGAGGCCGUGAGGCGCUGCUGUUCCGAGAAAACACAUUAGCCACCAAGGCCAUUGACGAGUACAUGAAGCUGGUGGCGCAGGAUUACCUCCAGGAGACGCUGGGGCAGGUCGUACGGCAUCUCUGUGCUUCCACCGAAGACUGUGAGGUGGACCCCAGCAAGUGCCCUGCCUCGGAGCUGCCCAAGCACCAAGCCAGACUUCGGGACAGCUGUGAGGAGGUCUUUGAAACCAUCGUCCACUCCUACGAGUGGUUUCCGGCAGAGCUGGCUGCUGUGUUUUCAGGCUGGCGAGAAGCGUGCAAAGCAUGUGGCUCCGAGGCACUGGGCCCCCGCCUGGUGUGUGCCUCCCUUUUCCUGCGGCUCCUGUGCCCGGCCAUCCUGGCACCCAGCCUCUUCGGCCUGGCUCCGGAACACCCAGAGUCAAACCCAGCCCGCACCCUCACGCUGAUCGCCAAAGUCAUCCAGAAUCUCGCCAACUGUGCCCCAUUCGGUGAGAAAGAAGCCUACAUGGGCUUCAUGAAUAGCUUUCUGGAGGAUCACGGGCCAGCCAUGCAGCGCUUCCUAGACCAGGUGGCCACGACUGACGUGGAUGCCGCACCCAGCGGUUACCAGGGCAGCAGCGACCUGGCCUUCCAGCUGGCUGUCCUGCAUGCCCAGCUCUGCACCAUCUUCGCUGAGCUUGACCAGGCAACCCGUGACAGCUUGGAACCUCUGCCCACCAUCCUACAAGCCAUCGAGGAAGGCCGCCCUGUUCCUGUGUCUGUGCCAAUGCGUCUCCCAUCGCCCCCUUCCCAGGUCCACACCAGCUUCUCCACAGGGGACAAGCCAGGCUUCCUGGCGCCCCGGGACCUCUCCAAACACAGCCCUCUCAUCAAGAGCCAGUCCCUGCGCACCUUUCAAGGCGCUGGGAGCUGGGCCCGGCGGCAGGUGGAAGAGGAGCGACACCCACGGCGGACCCGGCCGGUGCAGCGCACACAAAGUGUCCCCACUGCCCGCCGCCACGCCUCCCUGGGGCCCCAGCCACGCCCCAAAGGCGCCAUUAGAUCGAGCCACCCGGCCCGUGGCAGGCCCUGGACCGGGGUCUCCACCUCACUGCCUCGGAAGCCAUCGGUGCCCUGGCAGCGCCAGCUGGACCAGCCACCACGAGACCAAGAGCAAGUGCUGGGCACACGCCGGCCUAUGGGCAAGCUGGCAGAGCUGCAGGGUGAGGUGGCUGCGCUGCGCGAGGAGCAAAAGGCGCUGUCCCGCCUGGUGGAGUCUCUGAGCACUCACAUCCGGGCCCUGACGGAGCAGCAGGAGAAGCUAAGGGGACAGCUGCGGGAGCUGGACGCCGGGCUCCGCGCUGCAGGAACCUCGGAGCUGGAUCCAGCAGUCGGUCUUCCCAGUGCUGAAGGCCAUAGGUUGAAAAGUCUGGAGCGCCGCCUGACCAAGAUGGAGCACACCCAGGCCCAGCUGAAGGACUCAGUCCACGACCUGCAGCUGGUUCUGAGGACGCCGGGGUCCCUGAGCCAGCCCCUGCCUCUCCAAGCACCCUGCGUCAAUGGAGACACCACCUGAGCCCCCCCAAUCCCCCCCAGCGUGCCCCAGGAGCGGAGGCUCGGGGAGGGGGGUCUGACUCUGCCUUAGGCCAAGCAGGCCUGUGAAGCUGUGCAGUAAAAUCUCGAUUUCAGUA
This is a messenger RNA of Cavia porcellus (domestic guinea pig), 3289 nucleotides long. RefSeq names its product RAS protein activator like 3 (gene Rasal3). NCBI's taxonomy places the organism in Eukaryota, Metazoa, Chordata, Mammalia, Rodentia, Caviidae. The record is from RefSeq and is a predicted model, not a curated record. Bases 100 to 3174 code for a protein of 1024 amino acids. The transcript is spliced from 18 exons. Gene Ontology annotation, biological process: regulation of GTPase activity.